AUGUUCCUCGAGUUCGUAGUCUGGUUUCUUCUUCUCCUUUGGAGAUCAUCAUCUGUUUUUGCAUCAUCAGAACAAGAAUAUGUUGGUUUCACCUACAAUGGAUUUCGAGGAGUUAACUUGAGCUUGGACGGUUUAACUCAGAUUACAGACAAUGGACUCUUGAUGUUGUCAAAUGAAACUAAUCAACAAGUGGGUCAUGCGUUCUACCCCGAUCCACUUCACUUUUUGGGGAAUUCAUCAUCCACCGGUAAUAACUCUCCUUUAUCCUUCUCCACUACUAUUGUAUUUGCCUUUUGCGGGAUCAGAUUUUUUGGCCCUGCAAUAGCUUUUGUGAUUUCAUCCUCAAAAGAAUUCCCAGGUGCUUUACCUGGCAAUUAUCUCGGCCUCUUCAAUACCACCAACAUCGGCAAACAAUCCAACCAUGUCAUCGCAAUCGAGAUGGAUUGCCUCCAAAAUGCAGAGUUCAACGACAUCAAUGGAAACCAUGUUGGUAUCGAUAUCAAUGACUUGAAAUCUGUUGUAUCUGAACCAGCUUCUUAUUUUAGUGAUGCAGAGAAUCGGUAUGUGAACCUAAGCCUCACCGGUGGACAGCCCUUGCAACUCUGGGUUGAUUAUAAUGGUACAGAGAAGCUACUUAAUGUGACUUUAGCUCCUCUUAAUGUCCCUAAACCAACAAUCCCACUCUUGUCCUUGGAAAUUGAUUUUUCUCUGAUCCUCAUGAAAGAUCAUCCCCUGUUUGUGGGCUUCUCCACAGCUACAUACACCAUGCCAACAUCUCAUUAUAUUUUGGGAUGGAGUUUUAAAUUGAAUGGGAAAGCAAGAGAACUCACUCUCUCCCAACUUCCUAAGCUUCCUAAUCAUAAAUCACAUAAGGCCAGAACUAGGCUUUUUAGUGUUGUAUUUUCUGUGAUAGGUGCUACUUUAGUGUUUAUCUCCAUCUUGAUUAUCCAAUUUAUAGUGAAAAGAAAGAAAAAGUUUGCCGAAGUGCUUGAAGAUUGGGAACUCGAAUAUGGACAUCACAGGUUCAAAUAUAAAGAUCUAUACAUUGCCACAAAAGGGUUCGUGGACAAAGAGCUUCUUGGAACUGGUGGAUUUGGUAGGGUUUACAGAGGUGUGUUGCCCAAAACCAAGACAGAGGUUGCAGUGAAGCGAGUCUCCCACAAUUCAAGACAAGGGGAGAGAGAAUUCAUUUCUGAAAUCAUCAGUAUCGGUAAAUUGAGACAUCGGAACAUAGUAAGACUCUUGGGCUAUUGCCGUCGCAAAGGAGAGCUCCUUCUAGUCUAUGAUUUCAUGCCUAAUGGGAGUCUUGACAAAUUCCUUUUCGAUCGAACAACGACAACAACAAAGACGAUGCUGAAUUGGUGUCAAAGAUUUCAAAUCAUCAAAAGCGUGGCAGCCGCGUUGUUAUAUUUGCACGAAGAAUGGGAACAAGUUGUGGUGCACAGAGACGUGAAGUCCAGUAAUGUGUUAUUAGACAAGGAGCUAAAUGGAAGAUUAGGAGAUUUUGGGCUUGCAAGAUUAUAUGAUCAUGGAACUGACCCUCAAACCACUCAUGUAGUAGGGACACUUGGUUAUCUUGCACCAGAACUUUGUGAAACUGGGAAAGCAAAGCCUAGUGUGGAUGUGUUUGCAUUUGGGGCUUUUUUGCUGGAAGUUGCUUGUGGCAGGAGGCCCAUAGAGUCUGAAGAAGCAUCUGAAGAGUGUAUGGUGUUGGUGGAUUGGGUGAUCUCAUGUUGGAGUGAGGGCAAGAUUCUUGAUACUGUGGACCCAAAAUUAGGACUGAAUUAUGAAGUGGAGGAAAUGGAAUUAGUGUUAAAACUUGGAUUAAUUUGCUCCCACAAUAUUCCAACUGCAAGGCCACGCAUGCGACAAGUCAUACGCUAUUUGGAGGGAGAGGUUCCUCUACCAGAGUUGCAAUCUUUUGUGCCUUCAGGAGGUUCAAGUGAUGUCUCUGUUUGCUGUUCUUAUGCGAUGACUCGGUCAUCAUCUAUUGCAGAAUCUGUACUCUCUGGAGGACGUUGAGUUUGUUGGGUUAUAGGUUUUGAGUGUAAUCCAAGUAUUGUCUAAUUAGAUAGAAUGGUUUUUUUUUAUUUGAUGCAGAGAA
Molecule: messenger RNA, 2104 nt
Organism: Telopea speciosissima
Lineage: Eukaryota; Viridiplantae; Streptophyta; Magnoliopsida; Proteales; Proteaceae
Product: L-type lectin-domain containing receptor kinase IV.1-like
Exons: 3
Coding region: 1-2022 (673 amino acids)
Biological process (GO): protein phosphorylation
Cellular component (GO): plasma membrane
Molecular function (GO): protein kinase activity; ATP binding; carbohydrate binding
Source: RefSeq, a predicted model, not a curated record